Molecule: messenger RNA, 1690 nt
Organism: Theobroma cacao (cacao)
Lineage: Eukaryota; Viridiplantae; Streptophyta; Magnoliopsida; Malvales; Malvaceae
Source: RefSeq, a predicted model, not a curated record
AGAAUUUUUACGUCAGCCUCCUUUAAUCCAUUGCUCAAGAGCGCGUGAAAUACCAGGAAAUUUCAAUCGACUGUUCGUGCUCUGAAAAGAAAAAGCCUGCAAAAAAUAGAAAUCAAACUUUUUAAAAUAAUUGAAUUGAAAUUAAUUACUACUUACAAUAUACUAUGUCCAUAAAUUGGUUGAGAGUUGUAUUCCCCUCUAUCAUAAAACUACCUCCUCCUCUUCCUCUCAGGUACUCGUCUCCUUCUUCUUGUUCUUGUUUUUCUUCGGUGGUUGUGGCAAUGUCUUAUGAUAAAGAGCUGACUGCUGCCAAGAAAGCUGCCUCUCUCGCUGCUCGUCUCUGUCAGAAAGUGCAGAAGAGUUUGCUUCAAUCAGAUGUUCAAUCCAAAAAUGAUAGAAGUCCUGUAACAGUGGCUGAUUAUGGCUCACAAGCACUGGUUAGCUUUGUGCUGCAGCAGGAAUUUCCGGCUGAAUUCUCAUUAGUUGCCGAGGAGGAUUCUAAAGAUCUUCGCAAGGAUGGUGCCCAGGAAUUAGUAGACCGCAUUACAAAACUUGUGAAUGAUUCUCUAGCUAGUGAUGAAUCAUACAGUGUUACUUUAUCCACAGAAGAUGUUCUCAAGGCCAUUGACAGUGGCAAAUCUGAAGGUGGUUCCCAAGGUCGACACUGGGUUUUGGAUCCUAUAGAUGGUACUAAAGGGUUUCUAAGAGGAGGUCAAUAUGCAAUAGCGUUGGCUUUGCUAGACAGAGGAAAAGUUGUCUUGGGUGUGCUGGCUUGUCCUAAUCUACCACUAACUCCCAUCAAUGAUCAGCAUUCUCCAAAUAAUGAAGUUGGUUGUCUUUUCUUUGCUGAAGUUGGUGGAGGAUCUUACAUGCAGCCACUUGACAGUUCUUCAACGGUGAAGGUGCAAGUAAGUGGCGUUGAAAAUCCUGAAGAAGCAUCAUUCUUUGAGUCAUAUGAAGCAGCACAUUCCAUGCAUGAUUUAUCUAGUUUAAUUGCCCAAGUACUUCUCUCUCUCUCUCUCUCUAUAUAUAUAUAUAUAUAUGUAUGUAUGUAUUUCCAUGCAUGUAAUGUAACACUGAGAUGUAAACAGAAACUCGGCGUCAAAGCACCACCAGUUAGAAUUGAUAGCCAGGUAAAAUACGGUGCUCUGUCCAGAGGAGAUGGAGCCAUAUAUAUGCGUCUACCUCAUAAAGGGUAUCGGGAGAAAAUAUGGGAUCAUGCUGCCGGGUGUAUUGUUGUGACUGAAGCUGGCGGUGUGGUCAUGGAUGCUGCAGGGAACCCUUUGGAUUUUUCUAAGGGAAAGUUUCUUGAUCUGGACACAGGCAUCAUUGUUACCAAUCAGAAGUUGAUGCCAAUACUCAUUAAGGCAGUUAGAGAAUCCCUGGAGGAGAAAGCUUCACCCUUGUGAUUUUUUUAAUAAACAGGGUUUUAUCCUUUCCUCAUUUAAGCUUUAUGUUUACUUUGGGGGGAAUAAAUUUCCUUUGUUAAGCUGGUUGCAAACUUGAAUCAUCUUAGUAUUUCUCUUAUUAAUCCCUGUCAUCAUGCUUUCCUUCUGUGGUUCCUAUUUUCUCCUCAGUGCAUGCAGUGUAUUAGGGUUGGCUCCUGGAUUCCAAACCUCAUUGAUGUUGAAUACCUAAUAUAUUCGAGAAGAAAGUGCAAUUAAUGUUUCAGUGAUCUACUGAUUUGUAA